AUGUCGAGUGGUUUCGUGGGCAACGUUCAGGCCAAGGCCUCGGAAGUCGCGAAGGAGGAUUUCGACAAGUUCAAAGCUCUCGCCUCUGAUGCUGCCAAGUCCGGUGCAUACAUGUACCCUUUCAAGGGCAUCGCCUACUUCUGCACUCACAGAGCUCUGUGGAAGCCCUUCGCCUCGCGCAUCCUCCCCACUCUCGGCCUCACAGCUGGCGUCCUGGGUGGCAUGUUCUUCUUGACCUACCUUCCCCAGCUUGCAGUCCUGGUUUUCGUCAACGGUCCCCUGGCCGUCUUCACCACUGUUCUCUUGAUACUCAACGAGAGCUCCAUGAUUGUGAACAUCAUCUCCCGCAACUUCAUGCUACAGGAUGCGCUUCUCGACACGUUCGAUGGCACUCUCGUCUCUAAGAACGCGACCGGUAUCGUCAGCGAAGGACGCCAGUUGAAGUCGGGUAGCGAUCCCAUUGCGAGACUUGGCAAGAUCAUGAAGAGCCCAUUCUCCAAGUUCACCCCGAAGGCUCUGGUCCGAUACGUCAUGUAUCUUCCACUCAACUUCAUCCCGAUUGUUGGCACCGCCAUCUUCAUUCUGAUUCAAGGUCGAGGCAGAGGCUCAUCAGUUCAUGGCCGGUACUUUCAGUUGAAGGGAUGGUCUCAAUCUCAGCAGCAGGAUUGGCUGGAGCGUCACACUGCCCCGUACACCACGUUCGGAACCAUUGCAACCCUUCUCGAGAUGGUACCCUUCGCAUCAAUGUUCUUCGCAUUCACCAACACUGUUGGCGCAGCUCUGUGGGCAGCCGACAUCGAGCAGAAGAACACGCAGAUGACCGCGGGCACGGCCCCGAAUCUGCGAGAGUCUGCGAAGAAAAGCGAGUAG
Anthostomella pinea is the source of this 870-nucleotide messenger RNA. The record is from the annotation of a GenBank genome assembly. Lineage: Eukaryota; Fungi; Ascomycota; Sordariomycetes; Xylariales; Xylariaceae.